Messenger RNA from Paraphaeosphaeria sporulosa, 1289 nucleotides. Its product is annotated as gluconolactonase. The record is from RefSeq and is a predicted model, not a curated record. Bases 1 to 1221 code for a protein of 406 amino acids. The transcript is spliced from 3 exons. NCBI's taxonomy places the organism in Eukaryota, Fungi, Ascomycota, Dothideomycetes, Pleosporales, Didymosphaeriaceae.
AUGAACUGGCUUGGGACACCGACGUCAGCGGUGCGGGGAUUCGGCCAUGAGGUCGACGGAGGUGCUACCGAAGGCGCUACUCGCCAAGGCUCAGUCUUACCUUAUCACUUCUUCCGAAACUUCUCGUCAAAUUCAGGCGUCCUGGAUUUCCGGAACACGUCCGUCCCGUAUGAUCCCUCAUUCCAGCUGCUCUCGAAUGCAAGCUUUGUUGUCUUUGACCAACAGCGAGGUUUGCAUUACCUCGGGUCACCGACCAAUGAUUUCGUCUUCAAGGUAUCUGACGCGGUUCACGAGGCACCUGUCUAUGUAUCGACACAGAACAAGCUGUACAUCUCUCAGCUAGCACCUCCAACUGGCUUUCUACCUCAGCUUGUUGUAGAUCUGAACCCCAGUAUCCCAACAUUGUCAGAGUAUCUUCCGAACCCGCCGGUGUACGCACCAAACGGAGGCACGUCCUACGGUAAUGGUACGCUCAUAUUAUUCGCAGCUAGCGGUGGCAACAGUAGUAUUGGAGAUCCGCCAACGGAGCAACGAGUCUCUCUUCGUGUGCUUGAUCCUACUACGAAUCAGUCUACCGUGCUAUUGAACAAUUACUUUGGUUCAUAUUUCAAUAAUAUGGAUGAUGUUGUUGUCCAUCCUUCUACUGGAUAUAUCUAUUUUACAGAUCCUUACUACAGUUGGUAUAAUGCUCUUACAGACACAGCUCCACAGCUUCCGACAGCGUCAUAUCGCUUCGAUCCCACCACUGGCGCAACCUUCUUGAUCGAUGAUACUCUUCUUCAGCCCAACGGAAUAGCAAUCAGUCCAAACGCCGACACCUUGUACAUAUCUGAUACCGGCGCGGUUCAGGGCUCUGCCGAUCCAAAUGCUGCAGCACAGUACCGCGGAACUACCUUCAAUGCGACACGUCCAGCAACAAUUUACGCCUUCGACCUGGCAAACAACGGCACGAAGGUGUCUAACAAGCGUAGCUUCUACCUAAGCUCAAGCUGGGUACCGGAUGGGUUGAAGGUUAGCAGGGAAGGUCUUCUUCUUACAGGGGCUGGCCGCGGUGUGGACGUUAUCGAUGACGUUGGAAGAUUGUUGUUCAGGAUUCAAACAAACUACACGGUUCAGAAUUUCGCCUUUGUCGGCGAGGACUUGAGAGAAUUAUGGAUCAUGGGAAAUGGAGGGAUUAGCAGAGUCAGAGGACUAAACAUUCAGGGGCAAAAGCUCACUUAGUAUGGAACAAUAGGAAAUGAAGAUUCCUAGGGAGUAUGCACGUGCAAGGGAUAUUUGAUAGUAGCGAC